Messenger RNA from Armigeres subalbatus, 3413 nucleotides. RefSeq lists its product as uncharacterized. The transcript is spliced from 5 exons. Gene Ontology annotation, biological process: microtubule-based movement; spindle elongation; mitotic spindle organization. Gene Ontology annotation, molecular function: microtubule motor activity; ATP binding; microtubule binding. Gene Ontology annotation, cellular component: microtubule associated complex. The record is from RefSeq and is a predicted model, not a curated record. The coding region runs from base 222 to 2966 and encodes 914 amino acids. Lineage: Eukaryota; Metazoa; Arthropoda; Insecta; Diptera; Culicidae.
CGCCUGCCAUUCAGUGAUUGACUGUUUACAAAUAUUUUCUAUACGGGUUGGAUGGAAAAAUUUCGCAAAAUAUGGGGAUUUUGAAAUAUUUUUAGUAUUUAGUAUAUUAUUUCUGAUAAACUGUGAUAAGGGGAGUGAUUACAAGCGUUUUGCGGUGAAUCUUGUCGAUAAGUUCGGAUAUUUUCGCGAGUGUCGUGACUGUUUGCAAUUUUGUGUAGAAGAUGAAGCUCGUAACGGACGCGAGCUGUGAGGCAUUAGAACCGGUUCGGAUCGCUAUCCGUGAACGUCCCAUGAACGAUGGGUCGGAAAGCGACGUGGAGAGCAUUAUUCAGCAUCACGGGGCCAACGAUCAGAUUUUGAUUGUGGAUGAGCGGCCGUUUGCGUUCGAUUAUGUGUUCCGCCCGGAGUCGUCCCAAGCGCUGGUCUAUGACGCGUUGGUUCGCCCGCUGGUGGUCAAAAUGAUCAACGGGUUCUACUGUACGGCGCUGGCCUAUGGGCAGACGGGAACCGGGAAGACCUUCACGAUGGGUUUGCAGUGGGAUCACAGCGGACCGCACGAUAUAAACCGGGGAAUGAUUACGAGGGCGUUGGAUCAGACUUUUGAGCUGCUGAAGGAAUCGCGUGAUCAGGAGGAGUACGAAAUCCAGGUGUCGUUCAUUGAGAUUUACAACGAAAAGAUUUAUGAUUUGCUGUCGGACAACUCGGCUGAGCCGGUCAAUACAAGGGGCUUGAAGUUCAACGGCGGAACGAAGAAACUUGUGACCCGGGCGAACCAGGCGCAGGAUAUUCUGUUGGAGGGGAACAAAAAUCGGCACGUCCGGCCGACCAAAAUGAAUACGCUGAGUUCGCGUUCGCAUGCAAUUUUUAGCAUUCACGCUUCGGUGGUGCACGACGAUACGAGAAUUGUGUCGGCAUUGCACUUGGUGGAUUUGGCCGGUUCGGAGGGGGUGCGCCGCACCGGGCAUCAGGGGGUGGCACUGGCUGAGGGUGUUCACAUCAACCAGGGUCUGCUGAGCAUUGGGAAGGUGCUGCAGGCACUUUCCAUCGGAAGCAAAGUGAUUCCCUACCGGGACAGUAUUCUCAGUUCGGUGCUGCAGGAUUCGUUGAAUUCGAAUUCCUAUCUGACGCUGCUGGCCUGCGUCAGUCCCAUGCCGGAGGAUUUGAGUGAAACGCUGUCGACGAUUCGGUUCGCGCAGGGUGCGAAAACGCUGAAGAACAAUCCGCAGAUUAAUGCCAUUGCGGCGGAACUAAAGGCGAAGGAACGAGUUCGCACACCGGCCAAAAACUAUGUCCCCGGAUCCGGAGCCCUCAAAGCCAGAAAUCUCAACCCUAAGACGCCCAAAUCGGCAGCCAAGCGUCCUAACGGUGCCGCUGGUUCGUCGGUCAAGAAAGUACACAGCAACACGUUCUGUACGCCGAGCAAAAUCCGCAAACUGGACUAUGGCAAACUAAACUCGACCAUCGCACCAGGUGCGUUUAACAAGCCAGCCCCACCACCACCGCUCCAAGCAACUGCACCGCAGCCCGCUCCAGUGAUUGUUGCCCCACCGACUAAGGCAGCUCUGCAGAAGGUUCAAGCAAUGCUGCCACCCCCGUUGCCGGCCGUGCCUCGUUUUAGUGACUUGCUGGAGAAGGAUUUCGACGCACUGCCUGCCGACUCCCGAUCGUCAAUGUUCAGCUUGAAUCUGUCCAGCUCGACCUCGGUGGAUCAGCCGAUUUCGAGCUGCUCCAGUGUGAUUACGCAGAGUACAAAUUCCAGUUACAGCCCCAUCGUGAAAAAGUGUAUGGAGACAUUCGAAGCCACCAUCGAGCAAAAACUUGCUAAAAUGUUCGAAAAGAUUCAGCAAAUUCAACCAGCAGUCCCAGCGGUCGUACCCCCAACAAGUGCUACACCAGCUACUGCCGUUUCUACCAAUGAACCGAUACUGAUCGAUUGUGGUACCGCCCAGAAUAUAGACAGUAGUAAAACCGUCGCAACGCCAGCACAUACGUCUGGACCUGCCAAUACUGGCGCCAUUCCGUGGGAUAUGAUUCGUCGAGAAAUCCAGGAUGCAAUCCGUUCGGAAAUGAGCACCAUCAACGAAUCUUCCCACCUACCGAAGUACGAAAGUACUCCCUGCCACGGACAGAGUGAACCUCGUGUGGUCGGUUCCAAGAGCGUCAAGCAGCGGCCCAAUCCAGCGCUUCAGCGUUUGAAGGAUCAGGCUAAAAUGGGGGCAGAUGAUUCCGCUGGAGAAGCCGGUCUCAAUAGUACCAUCGUGGCUAACACUAAGACCCCUCGUCGAUUCGAAGUCAUCAGUGUGGACAGCGAUGAGGAGGAUGUAGCUAACCUCGAUGAAGAAGGGGUAGUCGUUAGACGACGACGUUCCAAUAGACUUUCCGGCCAUCGCCAGCCGUUCGGAGAAGUUGACGCCAAUGUAAGCUACAAACAAAACGCUACCGCUACUUCGAAAACCGUACAAAUUGUAAGCGAAGAUACCCACCUGUGGCAGAUUGAAAAUGGUCAGAUUCGUCGUCGAAGCACACGUAUCUCAAUGCGGCGGACCAUGCUUCACCAGCACAAGAAAGGAUGCUGCCAGUCGGCCAAAAAGAAGAAACUGCGUAUGGAAACGCUGCUCGAAGAUGAAAAGGAGAACUCAGAGCAUGAAAAUGUGACGUUCCGCAGGAAAGCCGCAGCCGUGACGAUUAGCAAUAAAGUGAUCGCUGGUUAUUUCCAAACUCCGGGCGGUGGCAAGAAGGGACCGAAAAUGACCGCCUCGAAGCAUGGCAAAGCCGUACUGGAUUUGGUCAAUCGGGGCAGUAUCAAGGAGGUGCAAAUUCUUCCGACUGUUGGACUGAAGAUGGCCUACCAGAUUGUCACUCAUCGCACCAUAAACGGAAAGUUCAAGAAAAUUGAUGAUCUAGCGAAGCUUUUUGUUGGAGGCAAGAAAUGGAACAAGUUCUGUGAGGCAAACUACCUUUCCUAGAAUUAACUGGACUGUAAGUGAAUAAGUGAGCAUAAGUAAGUGAGUCCAGUGAGUCCAGCAAUCUAUUAUUAUUUUAUAAAUUCUGACUUUCUCUGUUUCUAAUUGGUAAGUUCAUUCCGCUUCCAUUUGCAAUUCACCUGUCGACUGUCUUUCAAUAAUUUCAAACCAUAAAAAGCAAAACAACAUGAGAACCUAAAACGUAUUUUCCCAGUAAUAAAUUUAUUUCAGAUUAUUUUUCCUUCAUAUUCAAAUAAUUAUAAGUUAUGUAGAUAAAUCGAACAUUGCGAUCAUCGAAUCGGUGAGGUUUAUUUGAACUAUUUUUACAAGAAACUUACCUAUCUAAUAUUUGGAUCAUGAGAAUAGCCUCUGAGCUGAAGUACGCGUGCAGAUUUUAUAAAAUUGAAUAUAAGUUCCUUCAUUCUUAAAUAGAAGUUUAACUAAGUGUAA